Striga asiatica is the source of this 1824-nucleotide messenger RNA. Lineage: Eukaryota; Viridiplantae; Streptophyta; Magnoliopsida; Lamiales; Orobanchaceae. The record is from the annotation of a GenBank genome assembly.
AAUAUAGAAAGAGAACAAAAACCAAGAAAAAUAAAAUCUUUACCUGUGAGCGCUUUUCCCGUGUUUUAUCUUUUGGUGUUUUCUUUUUUGCUUUUAAUUCCCAUGUUCUGUAUGGAGACUCUGUUUCUGAGUUUGGAGUUCUAAUGGGCUUUGUUCAAUUCAUUUUUUAUGCAUUAGCUUUCUUCAAUAUAAUUGAGUUCAUUGAAUAAUCAGAUCAUUGCUGACCUUACCAUUGUUCUUUUUGUGUGUGUUUAUUUGCUCUCAUAGGGUUUGAAUCUCAUGGCUUUUCAUUUGAAGUAACUUUUGUUGAACCCAAUCGUAUUUUUUUUGAAUUCUUGUUCGGGUUAUAUUCAGUAACCCAUUUUUGCAGAUUUACCAGGAUAAAAAAAAGGGGGAAAGUAAUUCUGUCCAAGAAAGCACAAGGAGUCGGAGUUUAGGGUUUUGUUUGAUUUUGGUUUGCACAGAGCUUUUUAUGCUUAGGGAUUUUACAAGUAAAUCAUUACAUUCCUGAAAUUAUAAAGAUUGAAGAUUCACACUAAUGGAUAAGGAUAAGCCUCACCAUGGAAGUGGGAAUUCAUUUCCUCCAUCUGGGAGGUAUUCUGCUUUCUCGCCGCCAAAAGGUAGUUUCAACAUGAAACCGGAUCAAGUGGGAAUGUCGAAUUUGCCUCCAUUAGCGCCAGGUAGCUCAUCUGACCAGGGUCAUUUUGGUCACAGUGUGCAGUCUGCUAAUCGGUUUAGUCAUGACCUAAGCCGUAUGCCCGAUAACCCGCCUAAGAAUCUGGGCCACAGGCGUGCUCACUCUGAGAUUCUGACUCUUCCUGAUGACAUCAGCUUUGAUAGCGAUUUAGGUGUUGUGGGAGGAUUGGAUGGGCCGUCCUUUUCCGAUGAUACUGAGGAGGACUUACUGUCAAUGUAUCUUGACAUGGAUAAGUUCAAUUCUUCUUCCGCAACUUCUGCUAACCAAGCAUGUGGCGAGUCGUCUAAUAAUGUGCUGGCAGGCGAGUCGGGUUCAUCUUCUGCCAAUCAGUCGGGUGAUAAUGUCGGUACAGUUAUCAGUGAGAAACCAAGAAUUAGGCAUCAGCAUAGCCAGUCCAUGGAUGGGUCGACUUCCAUUAAACCGGAAAUGCUCAUGUCAGGUUCAGAAGAUCCUUCGCCAGGCGAUGCUAAGAAAGCGAUGUCUGCUGCUAAGCUUGCCGAGCUUGCUCUUAUUGAUCCAAAGCGUGCUAAGAGGAUUUGGGCAAAUAGGCAGUCAGCAGCAAGAUCAAAGGAACGUAAGAUGAGGUAUAUUGCUGAGCUUGAAAGGAAAGUCCAGACUUUGCAAACAGAAGCUACUUCUUUGUCUGCUCAGUUAACCUUACUACAGGGAGAUACAAAUGGACUUACAGCUGAAAAUAGUGAACUCAAACUACGCUUGCAGACCAUGGAACAACAAGUACACUUGCAAGAUGCACUCAACGAUGCACUGAAAGAAGAGAUCCAGCAUCUCAAAGUGCUGACUGGACAAACAAUGAACAAUGGUGGGGCCAUGAUGAAUUUCCCGCCAUCUUAUGGAGCUAACCAACAACAGUACUACGGAAACAACCAAGCGGUUCACACUUUUCUAACGGCUCAACAGCUGCAGCAGCUUCAGAUACAUUCCCAAAAGCAGCAGUUUCAACAGCAUCAGCAGCAGCAAGAACAACAACAGCUGAAGAUGAGAAAUUCUAUGCCGUCUUCUGUUCAGAAAGAUCACGGCCCAGAUGCGUCUUUUACUGGUUAAGAAACAAGAUUGUUAAUUGCUGGUGAGAUUUUCAUAGCUUGGUGACUUUUGGUAAGAGACUGUUA